Messenger RNA from Oncorhynchus mykiss (rainbow trout), 8268 nucleotides. Its product is annotated as retinoic acid receptor RXR-alpha-B. Gene Ontology annotation, cellular component: nucleus. NCBI's taxonomy places the organism in Eukaryota, Metazoa, Chordata, Actinopteri, Salmoniformes, Salmonidae. The record is from RefSeq and is a predicted model, not a curated record. Gene Ontology annotation, biological process: regulation of DNA-templated transcription. Gene Ontology annotation, molecular function: sequence-specific DNA binding; zinc ion binding; nuclear steroid receptor activity.
CUGUCGUUGAUUCUUUAAGCCAUACUGGGAAUCCCCCUUGGAGGGUUCCCAGCAUAGGUUGUGGUAAGCACACGAGCAAUGGUGGUGGGACAAAACACAGUAAGCGGAAGGUAUUGUGAAUCUGAAUUAACGUCCGGAUUUCACGAAGUCGGCGGUGACAUCGCUGGAUUUCGACCAAGGCUAGAACUGUCACUUUCACUAGAGCAUACGUUUGGCUUCUUGAUCUGUGAUAGGCCGGUAUUGCUGUUGGGAAGAUCCGCUGGUAUGAGCUAACAUGGAAACCAAACCAUUCCUUUCUUUUGGCUUCCUCAAGAGCCAGUGCUCGGUAGCCCCACCUCCUCAGCGAUGGUGCCCGGGGGAGACGGGCGGCUCGCCCACAGCAUGCUUGUGCUUCACAGGCAUUUGCCCACUUCACCAGCACAGGAGACGCACAGACCCCUCCGGUCAGCUGUCCUCACCAUCGCUCCGCUCACACCACGCCCAUAGGGGAAUGGGUGCUCACCGCUUGCACCCAUCUCUGCUCAUCCCAUCGUCUGUGAGCUCCUCAGGACCUCCACACUCACCCAUCUGCACCCUGAGCUCGCCCAUCACCAGCCUGGCUUUGCCCUUUUCUGUCAGCAGCCGUCCAGCGGGACACCACUCUACCUCCUCCAGCAUGGGCUUCAGCCCGCAGCUCAGCUUCCCAGUGAUCCCCAGUAGCAGCAUCAUUAUCAGCACAGAGGACAUCAAACCCCCACUGGGCCAAAACAGAGUGCUAAAGGUUCCUGCUCAGCCCACAUGCACCUGUCUCUCCUUUAACAAACACAUCUGUGCCAUCUGUGGAGACCGCGCCUCAGGUAAACACUAUGGAGUAUAUAGCUGUGAAGGUUGCAAGGGCUUCUUCAAGAGAACAGUGAGGAAAGAGCUGACGUAUACCUGUAGAGACAACAAGGACUGUCUGAUUGACAAGCGCCAACGCAACAGAUGUCAGUCCUGCCGCUACCAGAAGUGUCUGGCCAUGGGCAUGAAGAGAGAAGCUGUGCAGGACGAGCGCCAGAGAGCCAAGGAGAGGCGCGAGAGUGAGGCGGACUCGUUAGGUUGUGCUAACGAAGACAUGCCUGUGGAGAGGAUAGAGGAGGCGGAGCUCGCUGUGGAGCUAAAGACCAAGACAUGCAUCAAGGGGAGCCUGGGCAUGCCCACCAACUCACCCAAUGACCCGGUGACCAAUAUAUGCCAGGCAACAGACAAGCAGCUCUUUAACUUGGUGGAGUGGGCCAAGAUGAUCCCCCACUUCUCAGAGCUGGUCCUGGACGACCAGGUCAUCCUCCUAAGAGCAGGGUGGAAUGAGCUCCUCAUAGCUUCUUUCUCCCAUCGCUCCAUCAUAGUGAACGACAGCAUUCUGCUGGCAAACGGACUCCAACUGCAUCGCAACAGCGCCCACAGUGCAGGGGUGGGGUCCAUCUUUGACAGAGUGCUGACUGAGCUUGUGUCGAAAAUGCGAGACAUGCAGAUGGACAAGUCUGAGUUAGGGUGCCUUCGAGCCAUCGUUCUCUUCAACCCAGACUCAAAAGGCUUGUCAAACCCAGGGGAGGUUGAGGCUCUCAGAGAAGGGGUGUAUGCUUCACUGGAGGCAUACUGUAAACACAAAUACCCCGGCCAACCAGGAAGAUUUGCCAAACUGUUACUUCGAUUACCAGCCCUACGUUCCAUUGGCCUCAGGUUUCUGGAGCACCGGUUCUUCUUCAAACUGAUAGGGGAUACACCCGUUGACACAUUCCUCACGGAAAUGUUGGAAGCUCCACGCCAAAUGACGAAACAGCACUGCAGUUGAAGACUGUCUGUCCAAUACUUGCAUCAAAACGGAGAGAACUGGUAAUUUGCCUGAUUGACAGACUGUAAGUUUGAACACAAGAACUAGUGGACAGCAAACCUAUGGCUUUGUUUAAUGUACAGUAGAUGUAUUUAUCAUAGUUUUGUGUCAAAGUGACAUGUCUUGAAGGGCCAGAGUCUGCAACAACCCAAAGCAUGAGACCUUUUUCACAAUGAAUGAUAAUGUCUUCUCGCUUCAGAUUCAACACUGAACAUUGUCAUAACUGAUCAAGACUCCGUGCCACAAACCAACGACCUCAUCAUCCUCCUGCCUUAGACAGGUCUACCUCUUGUAGUCAUUCUCAUAUUCUGUGAUAAUAACAACAUGGUCCGGCCAAACUCGUUGUCUAGGAUGAUCUCCUGUUAUACAUGUAACCCCCACCUCAGGCUCUCGUAGUUGGUCUUCUCCUCCUUAAUGAGAAUGUUCUCAUGUGACUAUAUACGGCAGACGAGGGUAAUGCAUUUAAACUGGAACCCCUUGACAGGGAUAAUGGUUCAGGUAACUUCAGCUCAAAACCAAGGGUAUUUUUUCUACUCCCAGCACUUCACUUUGUCAAGCAGAGAAUGGCUCCAGUCAGUAGCUCACUGUGAGGACAGAGGAGGCUGAUAGGAGGAGCUAUAGGAGGACGGGCUCUUUGUAAUGGCUGGAAUGGAAUAAAUGGAACGGUAUCAAACAGAUCAACCAUUAUGGAAACCUCAUGUUUGACUCCGUUCCAUUUAUUUAAUUCUAUUACAAUGAGCCCAUCCUCCUAUAGCUCAUCUCACCAGCCUCCACUGUAUGACUAGCAUGCAACUGUAGUGGGGAGGAUCAAUAAGGUCUUCACUGAUGAUAAUUCACAUAUCAACAUGUAGUUCUCAUUUCUGUAUUGCUAUGGGGUUUUUAUGCUGCUGCUGUUUGCUUUGUGUUGGUAUUUCCAAAGAGUAGCAGUGGUAAACAUCUUCCAAUGUAUAGAAUGACGCGUCAGUGUGUAGGUCAGUGUUUCCCAACACCAGUCCACAAGUACCCCCAACAGCAAACAUUUCUGUUGUAGGCCCAGACAAACUCACCUGAUUCAACUCAUUGAUGGCCUGAUAAUUAGUUGACAAGUAGAAUCAGGUGUGCUUGUUUGGGGCAACAAGAAGGUUUACUGGUGGGGGUACUGGAGGAAUGGAGUUGGGAACCCCUGGUGUUGAGGACUGUCUAUAAGUGACUCUCUGUAGUAUCUGAUAGAUAUAAUGCACACAUAAGGUCUCUGACGCCAACUGGUGCAUCACACAAAAGUAAUGCAACUGUCCAAGUACAUUAGGACAUGAUAAGAGUGUUUUUGGUGUUGUAAUUACUCAUUGCUACAAUGUGUUACAUACAAUGUUACUUACAGCAGUAACCCUAUCCAUAACUCCUCAACCUAACCAAUCCUAUCGUACGUUAUUCAAGUGUAAUAUUGGGUAAGUGCAAUACAUGUUACACUGUAAUACCAGGAAUAAUUAGACUGUGAUAAGGGCACUGUAAUUUAAAUUCUAACCCACAUUUCCCAGCCCAUGCAUAACAGAAGACAGACAAGAGAAUAAUGAUUGAGGAGAUCAAAAGAUGGCAGAGAAUUUUAAAGAAUUGUUUCAGUCAGAAGUACAAUAUUCAGGUUGAGCAGCCAGGAAUAUUUUUGGAACCUCAUAUGUAUUUUAAUUGUAUUUAUUUGAUCAGGGAAUCACGCUGAGACCAAGAGCCCUGAAUAACAGAAAUGACAGACAUUCAAGCAGAAAGAAAAUACAGUUAUAACAAACAGUUCAUUUAAAAAUGAAAUAACCACCAAUCAAUGAACAAUAGCAGCAAACAUAGCCUGCAUCUCGUUCAACCACCUUUUUUAAAGCAGAUAUAUUAGUUCAUAUUUUAGCGUCAUCAUUGCUUACUGAGCCACUCAGGACUAGUGUAUUUUAGGAUGAACAAUAAUCUUGUUUUUUGUUUUUCUUAAUUUAAAACAUGGCAACAUGUCGUUUAAAGGGGCAAUCUACAUUCAUUUUUGGUAUUUAAAAAUAAUUAUAUAUAGACAUUGAAUAUUGAAGAAUAUGGGUUAUAAAUGUCUCAUGAGCUACGUUCACCGGUCUUACUCCACCAAACUGUUGUUUACUGGGAAGUAAACCAAGAACAAACGUAGUACACUGUCUUUAUUUCACGUGUUCUGUUUAGAGAGCAUGUUGUCUUACCCUGGCUCCAUUUACACAUGCUGCUCCAGGCCAGACCAUGCUCCAGGCCAGACCAUGCUCCAGGCCAGACCAUGCUCCAGGCCAGACCAUGCUCCAGGCCAGACCAUGCUCCAUUUACACAUGCUGCUCCAGGCCAGACCAUGCACCAGGCCAGACCAUGCACCAGGCCAGACCAUGCUCUAGGCCAGUUAUAGCUGAUGUCACAUUUUGCAAUGCACCCAUGCACCAAUUCAACCCAAUGAACCCAUGAUGUCGAUUCCCCAAUGAUGUAUAGUUUUAAAUCAUGUGUUUGCCAUGUCUUGUACAACUUGUUCGUUUUUAUAAUGUAAUACAAAUAUUAAUAGUGUUAGCUAUAAAGGUGGCAAGGUGUGUAUACACGAUUCUGAUGGCCUUCUCUGCCUGUGCAAAUAGGAAGUUUAUCAUCAGCUUGUACUUCACUGUUACUUAUUAAAGGCCUGGAAGCUUUUCAACAGUAAAACAUUUCUUAUGAUACUUAUUUAAACAGAGGACCAAAUCAUGUGUAGGGUACAGCCUCUGUCAGCACAGUGUCUAGGGUACACUGUUUAAAUAAGUAUGAUAAGAAAUGUUUUACUAUUGAAAAGCUAUAUGCCAACUAUCUGUAAUAUGCUAUGCGUAUGUGUGAUGCUGUGAUGCUGAGGGCAAUAUGUAGACUGUUAUGUUACAUGCAUACCUCUAGAGGGAGACAUUGCUGUUUUGCAAAGUGGCAUUGACAAAACUCCGUACAGGAGGAGCAUAGUGAAUUGGGGGAUAUCACAGCCAAGACAGCCAAAGACGUGGCACAUUUCUAAUAAGGCAUAUCCUGCUUUUCCGAAAGCUCAAAGCGCUAAUAACUCUACCCCUAAUUAUUACUGAUUGAAUGUGACAUUAAUAUUUCUGCAAAACUCCUUAAAAAUGUUUUUGCUGAUCAUAAGUUACUGGUGUUGGCAGUCCAAUAAGCAGUUCUGCCAGUUCUGGUAGUCUGGGUUGAAUUUAGAGGUAAUGUUAAACAUGGCUCAGUCUCACUCAGGUUGAAGUGAUGUGUGUUGACAUGACUAAUCAUAUCCAUGGGAGUAUUUGACUCCGUUGCCCAAAGAAAAAGGUAAUUAGUGUUAUUUUUAAGUUGAUAAGGCUGUUAUGAAAUGGUGAUUGGGGAAGAGGCAAAGCAUCUUUGCAGAACAAUGUUGUCAAAGAAACCUAACUGUGACUUUGGUCAGCUCACUUAAUAUGACUGAGAAUGUUUAGCCGGAGUACAUCUCAAAGUCAAGAAUUUUGUUUUAGAGGACAACUAAAGACAUUUGUUCACAUUUCUAGUACACUAGGUUGUGUAGUUCUUCUGUUUUAACCCUAACCACAACCAUACAGAGGAAAUACCGAAAUGUAACCCCUGAGGAUGUUGUGUCCUAGAAGUUAAGAGUUAGAGUUCAUUUCAUAAUUUUGGUCAGUGAAUGACAGCACUGACGUUGCCGCAAUUUCGGACAAUUCGAAUGACGUUUGCAGCAGCUUCCUGAAACGAUGCAUAAGAAAGAUUGACAGGUUGUGUUGACAGGACGUUUUUCAAAAUGUCAACCUGGCCGGUCCUAAUUCUGGAGUUUAUGCUGGGCAUAUAGUCUCAUGCCUCAUCGGCCGCCAUCUCUCUGGUAUCGUUGAUGUCCUCAUAGAGAGUUGGGCUGCGAUGUCUCUUUGAAUUAAGAGGAGCUAUAGGGAGCCCCUAACUAAUGUGCCAGUCUUUGUCAAGUUUCCUCAGUCCUCAUGGCUGUUUUCCCCCUCAGAGCUUCUUCACUAACAAAACAUCAUAGCCCAGGGUAAAGAGACGAAUGUCUGAUGUGUCUCUGCCGGGAUCCCCGGCUCUCUGACAUCCAAUCCCUCCUACCAUUAUCUGCUAAUUGACAGGCCCUAUCAGCCUGCUGGUGGCCACAGCUGACAAGUGUGAGAAGGCUGAGGUGAGGUGGUGGGGAAAUGCCAGUCAUUGCAGGAUUAUCAGCGCAAAGGCCAACGACAUAGCAGUAAUCUUACCUGGCUGUAGCUAGCUGGUGGGACUCACUCUCUUUCUGGUGCAGAAGAUCUCACACACACACACACACACCCUUGUUGCUUCUUCUUCACAAUUACAUUUUGUGAUUAAGAUAGGUGUGAGAUUGGCUGAAGACCGAUACCCCCUCCCCUUAUUGCCCCCAUAACAUGUCUGGGAAAGACAGGGUCACCCAAUGCCCCACAUUACCCACUGUACACACACACACACUUCAGGUCCCAUGGCUGUUGACUGUCCAACCAGUGUGCCUGAGGCCUGCCUGCCUGCCUGUCCUGUCUGAAUCCUUCUCAGCAUUGUUAAGUUCAGCCUCAGUGUUCACGCGCUCUAUGAAAUAAAAAGAGACGUCUGGCUAAGCCCAGACUGACCAUGCUGCUCUCGCCUUCCUUUUCCCUGCCUCUGUACGGUAAGGAGAGUGUUGAGUAAACGGACGUCAUAUCAAGUUACAUUAGGUUAUGAUAACAUUAUUAUAUUGACCAACAGGUUCUAUUUGACUGUACAAUUCAAAACAAGUAGUUUCUUGUAGCACUUGAACUCUUGUUGAAAUGGACACUGAGAAUAGGCCUUGAUACUGAGAUGAUUACAGCUUACAGAUGAUUCCAAACCAUUUUUGUCUGCCAUUAUAAAUCAGCUUUAGAUGAUCAUCUUGUGUAAGUCUUGAUUAAACUUUUUCCUUUUAACAAUCUCACUAGCUCUUGAUAUUGUGCUUUCUCCUUUUUCCUUUAAGACAUAAUCUUUAAAACCACUGAAAUAGAUAACCCUUAUAGUCAGCAGCCUGGUGUUCCAGCUAAGAUUUUACUGUCAACAUAGUAGAAACCGGCCCGUUAACUUCUGAAACCUUCUCUGGCAAAGCUCACUGUCCCCACCACCACCAUCAAAAAGUCAUUUCCCCAUACAAGUCCCACACAUGGCCUAACAAUGGGAGCAGAGGAUUAGAACAGCGCUCUGUCUCAGAGCAAAGGGGGGAAAAAAAUCUGUUCCAAUCACUGGAGAAGAGUCUGACUGGUUGGCCACACUUCUUCCUCUGGAUUUUUCCCAUGAAGCGGUUUUGUUUUUAUGCUAUUAUCUCUCUUUGCCAUCAGACAGUGUGUGGCAUUGUGAUCAGAUCAUUGGAUUGUUCAUCUGCUGAAUGGUUAAAUCUGCUGUCUGAUGUGGAGGAAUCUUCAAAGUGGAGAAACCCACAGGGGGACGUUGCUAGUUGAUAAUUAAUGUAGUCAACUGCAUUGCCAAUUUUAGAUUUGCAAGAUGAGAAACUGAAACAUUUCUGCUUUGAAUCUAGCAACAAGCACUACCAAAUGUCUUACCUCAUCUUCAAAAUGCUUCCUUGGAAAACUGUUCCCACAAAAUAUGAAUUCUAGAUCUUUUUUUUGAAAACCAAAAGAGAUUUAGCUCUUUAUUAACUCUUAUGUGGUUCCAGUAGAAAUUAUUCUCUAUGGUUUAGUUUUAUUGGAUUUUUAUUUGUACCCCAAUCCUUUACAUUUCCACUCAGUAAGGGACUGUACGUUAUUUAUAAUGAGGCACACCUGGAGUGAAAUAUAUUUUUAUUCGACUUUCCUUGAACACUUGAAAAAAACAAGUGAUCCUCCCCUAUACCCAAAACAAUCAUUAAAACAUAAAGUGGAUAGCAAUGAACAUGCCUACAUUUACCCUCACUCCUAGGACAGACCAGAUAUGGCGUUUUAGAAACAGAUCUUUGUUUUGUAAGCAUUUAGUGACAAAGUAGCCAGAAGGUGUUGGAUUUGCAGAACACUGCAGACAAGAGAAGGGGUGAAAAUAUUUCCAAUUUAAUAAAAGCACUGCAGGAAUAUAUAUUUUUUUGCGGUUGUACACAAAAAUGGUCUUUUUAUAAACACAUUUCAUGCAAUUCUACGUCAUUUCACAUGACUGGAGACAAGCAGCAUCUUUUUUAAUCCCACAGCAUGACAACGAAUGAGCGCAUGCUGCAGCACCAGAGACGUUUUGAUUUCUGUACAGGCUUUUGUUAAAAAAGAAGAUAAUCUAAGUCUGGAACAGUGAUAAAGUUGUCUAUCAACUGUAAAAAAAUGAGCUCAACAGAACCAGUUACAACUGGAGUAUCUGAUCAUCAAUGAAUUAGAGAAAAAGCCAUUUGUUGUUUAACACAACAGUCACAUAUCAUCGGGUAGGCCUACUGUUUAUGCACUUGUAACCUUUUUUUCCUUAGAAUAAAUUUGAAAAUGAUAUGUUCCCUAUUUUAU